AUGACUGUUCGUGCUGCCCACACACCGCAGCAGCUGUCGCAGCGAGCUGGCGGUCUGGGGGGUGCUGCCGUACUCGUUAGUAGCUCAGGCUGCAUCCUGAGAGGAGCCGAUCAGAUGGAGAGCUUCCUGCGCAAUGCAGAGCGGUUGGAAGCGGCAAGAGCAGCAACCGGAGGAGCCGAGCAGAUGGAGAAUUUCCUGCGCAACGCAGAGAGGCUUGAGGCGGGAGGAGGAGGGGCAGGUGGAGGGGGAGAAGGGGGACCUGCGAUGACUGGUGGUGGUUUGAGCUCGCCCAUCCCACCCAUGCAUCAUCAGCUGCAGUUUGCAGCAGCAGAGGGUGCAUUGGGUGCUGGUGAUGCAGGGAGGGGGGAUUUCAGCAGCUUUCUCCGCAAUGCAGAGCGGUUGGAAGCGGUGCAUGCGGGGAGAUAUGCGGAGAUGCGCGGUAUGAGUGACAUGGGUGGGGGCAUGGGUGGGGGCAUGGGUGGGCUGCAAGGCGAGCUAGCAGGCGGCAUGAGAAGCGCAUCCAUGGGACCCAUGGGGCCUGUGAUCCGCAUGCACGUACCACCGUUCGACCCGCAUACGCCCCCACCACCUCACAUGACUCUUCGUGGUCCCAUCCCUCCGGGCUUUGAAGACGGACCCCCCUUUUCAGAGCCGCGAUUCGGAGCAAGACCGCCUCACAUGCAGCAGCAGCAGCUGGGGGAUCCUAUGGAACCUCUGACCGAUGUUGCGCCGGUGACCGUGCGCAUGGUCGGCAUGCAUCGCGUGAUGGUUGUUGCAGAUUCGCCCGUCCGCCAACCGAUGGAGCAGCCGAGAUCGAUGGGGCACCUUCCCCCCAACAUGCCGCUAGAUCUGCAUGGCGGCAGGCCUCCCUUUUUCGGCCAUCAGCGGCAGCAACUGCAGCAUUUUGGAGAAAGCGUCCAGAUUCGUGGAAUCCACGAGCAGAGGUUCCCGGGACCGCCCCACCACAUGAUGCAAGGCCCGCCGGACCCUCUUCCUCCACGAGGUGACUUUUUUCGACCGCAAGGCCCGCGAGGAGAGUUUUUCCCUUCUCCGCAAGGAGGGCCACAUGGGCCUCCCCCACAUGGCCCUCCAUUUGGCCCGCCACCAUUUCCCAAUGAUCAAGGACCUAGGGGGCCUUUCCGUGGCUUCCCCCCCAUGGAUCCCCGUGGAGGAAUGGAGGACCAUCCGCGUUUUGGUGGUCGAGGCCCGUUCGAUGGUGCCGCAUUCUUCGCGGCACUGGUGGCCCUUGCCUACUCGGACGACGAUAAGGAUUAUGGUAGGGGAGGCGGGAGAGAUGGUUACGAGGGCAUGGAGGGAAGAGGAAAUGGGGAGGCGGGAAGGAGAAUUGGGGAGGAGGGAAAGGGAAACGGGGAGGGGGGAAGGGGUAAUGGGGAAGCGGGAAGGGGAAUUGGGGAGGCGGGAAGGGGAAACGGGGAGGCGCGAAGGGAUAGGGGGAAGCGGGAAGGGGUAAUGGGGAGUGGGAAGGGGAAACGGGGAGGUGGGAAGGGGUAA
Molecule: messenger RNA, 1512 nt
Organism: Closterium sp. Naga37s-1
Lineage: Eukaryota; Viridiplantae; Streptophyta; Zygnematophyceae; Desmidiales; Closteriaceae
Source: the annotation of a GenBank genome assembly